AGCCAUCAGCAAUCCUUAGCAUAGGGGCACACUCAUGCAUUCUUGUCAAGUCAUCUUGUGAAAGGCUGCCUGCUUCCAGCUUGGCUUGGAUGUGCAACCUUAAUAAAACUCACUGAGGUCUGGGAGAAAAUAGCAGAUCUGCAGCAGAUAGGGUAGAGGAAAGGGUCUAGAAUAUGUACACGCAGCUGACUCAGGCAGGCUCCACGCUGAACGGUUACACCGAGAGGAAACAAUAAAUCUCAGCUACUAUGCAAUAAAUAUCUCAAGUUUUUAACUAAGGAAACUAUCAUUACGGUGAAAUUAAAAAAAAAAAAUACCAUUUUAGAACAAAGCUAAAAAUGGCUAGUUUUCUUUGAUUCUUCUACAAAACUUUCUUUGAAAGGGAAAAGUCAAACAAACAAGCAGUUUUACCUGAAAUAAAGAACUAGUUUAAAGGUCAGAAGAAAGCAGCGAGUUUUGCGAGAGGCACGGAAAGAGAGUGCGGGCAGUACAAUGACAGUUUUCCUUUCCUUUGCUUUCCUCGCUGCUAUUCUGACUCACAUAGGGUGCAGCAACCAGCGCCGAAGUCCAGAAAACGGUGGGAGAAGAUAUAACCGGAUUCAACAUGGGCAAUGUGCCUACACUUUCAUUCUUCCAGAACACGACGGUAACUGUCGUGAGAGUACGACAGACCAGUACAACACAAACGCCCUGCAGAGAGAUGCUCCACACGUGGAACAGGAUUUCUCUUCCCAGAAACUUCAACAUCUGGAGCAUGUGAUGGAAAAUUAUACUCAGUGGCUGCAAAAAAUUGAGAAUUACAUUGUGGAAAAUAUGAAGUCGGAGAUGGCUCAGAUACAGCAGAAUGCAGUUCAGAACCACACGGCCACCAUGCUCGAGAUAGGGACCAGCCUCCUCUCUCAGACCGCAGAGCAGACCAGAAAGCUGACAGAUGUUGAGACCCAGGUGCUAAAUCAAACUUCUCGACUUGAAAUACAGCUGCUGGAGAAUUCAUUAUCAACAUACAAGCUAGAGAAACAACUUCUUCAACAGACAAAUGAAAUCUUAAAGAUUCAUGAGAAAAACAGUUUAUUAGAACACAAAAUCUUUGAAAUGGAGGGAAAGCACAAGGAAGAAUUGGACACCUUAAAGGAAGAGAAAGAGAAUCUUCAAGGCUUGGUUACUCGUCAAACAUAUAUAAUCCAGGAACUGGAGAAACAAUUGAACAGAGCCACCACCAAUAACAGUGUCCUUCAGAAGCAGCAGCUGGAGCUGAUGGACACAGUGCAUAACCUUGUCAACCUCUGCACUAAAGAAGUUUUACUAAAGGGAGGAAAAAAAGAGGAAGAAAAGCCAUUUAGAGACUGUGCAGAUGUAUAUCAAGCUGGUUUUAAUAAAAGUGGAAUCUACACUAUUUAUAUUAAUAAUAUGCCAGAGCCCAAAAAGGUAUUUUGCAAUAUGGAUCUCAAUGGGGGAGGUUGGACUGUAAUACAGCAUCGUGAAGAUGGAAGUCUAGAUUUCCAAAGAGGUUGGAAAGAAUAUAAAAUGGGUUUUGGAAAUCCCUCUGGUGAAUAUUGGUUGGGGAAUGAGUUUAUUUUUGCCAUAACCAGUCAGAGGCAGUACACUCUAAGAAUUGAGUUAUUGGACUGGGAAGGAAACCGAGCCUAUUCACAAUACGACAGAUUCCACAUAGGAAAUGAGAAGCAGAACUACAGGUUGUAUUUGAAGGGUCACACUGGGACAGCAGGAAAACAGAGCAGCCUGAUCUUGCACGGUGCUGAUUUCAGCACUAAAGAUGCUGAUAAUGACAACUGCAUGUGCAAAUGUGCCCUCAUGCUAACAGGAGGCUGGUGGUUUGAUGCCUGUGGCCCAUCCAAUCUAAAUGGAAUGUUUUAUACAGCGGGACAGAACCAUGGAAAACUGAAUGGAAUAAAAUGGCAUUAUUUCAAAGGGCCCAGUUACUCCUUACGUUCCACGACUAUGAUGAUUCGACCUUUGGACUUUUGAAGGCAUAAUGUCAGUCAAGAGCAAUUUUAAAAGCCACCAAAAUAUCUGGAGAAGCCACCAGAUGAGAAACUGCUUGAAAACUUCUGAAGCAAACAAUAUGGUCUCCCUUCUAGCAACAAGUAGCAGUUAUGUGAAGUCACCAAGGUCCUUGACUAUGAAUUUAGAACCUUUUGAGUUCACAAAGUCUCUACUUGGGAUGAUUGUGUUCAUAUGGCUUGACUAUAGACUGCCAUUCACUGUCAUGCUUUUAAAAGGGAAGAAACUGUUAAGCUCACUGUGCUUCAAACUACUACUGGAUCUUAUUUUGAAACUAUGGUAGCCAGAUGAUAAAUAUGGUUUAUUUCAUGUAAAACCAAAAAAAGAAAAAGAAAAAAGAGAGAGAGAGAAGAAGAAGAAGAAAAUGAACAACAACAAAAAGCGUAUACAUGAAGUAUAAAAACUGGCUUGCCAUAAUCCUUUGGAAAAGAUAUAUUACACCAGUGAAAUGGUGUUAUUUCUAUGCAAACCUAAUAAGUUUGUACUGUUGCACAAUUUUAAUGAAAGUUCAGGAAGAACAGCCUUGCCCUCUGAGUUAGUGAAAUGGAUUUCAGAAGUCUAAUUCCUAAAUCAUACUUGCUAGUUGAUUUCAGUUAACCCAUCUUCAAAUGUAAAUUCCAUUUUGGUAAACUAUAAAGAAUUGUAGUGCAUGAAGAAUAGCAGUGUGAAGUAGAAACACACUCUGUUAUUCUUUGAUUGUUUGAUACAGUUUUCAGAAAAAAUGGACAUAAUCAACUAUUGGACAUAUGAGAUGAAAAUUUAUCCUUCCCCCAUGCUACAGUUUUUGUUCAUUUUAAAAACUGACUGAUAUAUAAAUAUAUUUAUAGCCUGAGUAAAGUUUAAAGAAUGUGAAAUAUAUCAUCAAGCCCUUAAAAUAAUAUACAUGCAUUUAAUAUUUCCUUUGAUAUUAUACAUGAAAGCAGUAUUUUAGAGUGUAAUAAGUUGAAAUAAAACCAAGUAAACUGGAACAGGUCAUUUUACAGUAUCUUCUUGCAUGUGUCCACUUAAGUGUAACUUUAUUAUUUUUAAAAUAAUUAUCUUCAAUUCUUCACCCUGUUAUUUCAUGCUAAUUUAAUUUUUACUAAUUAACUGAAACUUGCUUUCCAGAUUCACUCUGUUCCAGUUUCUAUAAAAGAUACACUUUGAAGUCUAUGAAAAAUGAAAGAAGAAUUAUAAAUAUCAUUGUACAUAGCAUGUUUAUAUCUACGGUAAACCUAAUAGCUGUUUAAUCUGGAAUAUGCAACAUUGCCCUCAAUUGAUGCAAAUAAGCACAUUUAAAAAAAAACUACUAUACCACUUUAUGAAAUAUACUAUUUCUUCAUAAUUUUCUACCUUGGGCUCUGUUUUCAUAGGCAAUUUCUGAUUUUAAGACAUUACCAUUACAGGAAAAAUAUUGGCAAACUUUGUAUUAUAUGUUAAAGAAAACACAUGAACAAAAGAGAAACUUAAUCAUAGUCACUUGACUAAGAAAAUUCUAAUUACUAGUUACUAUAAAUCACAAUGAAAAUAUUUCUAUGGCUUAACUGAUUUUAAGUCAGUUUUGGACACAGAUAUUUGUGGCAAUUUGAAGUUACUGCAAUAUUUUGUCAAGAAGUGCUUUCUGCCUCUAAGUGCUCAAGAUUACAAGUGUGAACAGUUUUUAUCAAAACAUAAGGUAUACUCUGAUAUAAGAAAAUUGAAAUCCACUUUGAGUUUCCUUUCUUAAAAAAAGAAAAAGUUUUUAUCGGGCACUGAGACCAGUUUUAGGCGUAGUGACUUGAUCCCUUGUGCCUUUGUGGGUUUCCUCCAUUUUAGAGAAUAAAGCUACUCACAUUUUUCAGAAAUUACUUUUUCAAAGUUUACCAUCAAAUGUUUAUACUUUAACGUGUGUAUUCAAACCUGUUCUGCCUUAAAAUUGUUUGCAGGUAUUCCACAGUUUUUCUAUUCUUGUCGACUCUUUCAUAACACUGGUUAGCUGCUUCCUCUGAAAACCUCCUUGAUGUUUUCAUUUAAGUGAAUGAAAGUGAGUGUUUUGUUUUUUGUGUUCCUAAAGAUUUUUUACUUACCAUUCUUUUGAAAAGUAAUACUAUUUUCCAACUUAUAAUACAAAAAAUAAAAGGAAAUAAUGGGGAAAAGCAUGAUAUUUACUGUUUUGUUAUCCGGGUUUAAAAAAUGAAAUAUUUCCAAUUAUUUAUAAUAAAGCAGUAUAAAAUGUUUUAUGACUCCAUUAUGUGCACUGUUGCCAUUUAACAUGUAUAUCCUUUGCAUUUAAUUAUUCAGGAUAAGACAAUUAGGUAAUAGGAUUUUGUCUUUCAAUUUUUAUAUGAAUUAAACUCAUGUAGUUUCUAUGCCAAUUUCUGCACAUCAAUGGCAGCUUUAUUUGAUUUAAAUAAAAUUGAAAGUAACA
Cervus elaphus (red deer) is the source of this 4408-nucleotide messenger RNA. It is a transcript of the gene ANGPT1, whose product is annotated as angiopoietin 1. Gene Ontology annotation, molecular function: receptor tyrosine kinase binding. The transcript has 9 exons. The coding region runs from base 493 to 1986 and encodes 497 amino acids. Gene Ontology annotation, biological process: Tie signaling pathway; angiogenesis. The record is from RefSeq and is a predicted model, not a curated record. NCBI's taxonomy places the organism in Eukaryota, Metazoa, Chordata, Mammalia, Artiodactyla, Cervidae.